AUGCGGACUUGGACUGUUGGACAGCCUGAAGUCGAAGCAAUGAGGCUUAUCUUGGAGCACACUGACGUUCCGGUCCCCGAAAUCGUUUUUCCUCCUAACAUCCGUCCUCCAGAUCAAUAUAGCGAGAUUACGAUGACAAUCAUACCCGGGGCGCCUCUAGAUCGCAAGUGGGAUAUGCUAGAUGAAGGGGCUAAAGAGUCGAUAUGUCUUCAACUCUGGGGUCUGAUAUCGAGAAUCCGAACCAUUUCUCCUCCAGAGGAACUUUACCAGUGUGCUGCAGAUGACUCUCCAUCCCAGGACCCAAUGCUAGUGGAUCUAUAA
This is a messenger RNA of Penicillium taxi, 321 nucleotides long. RefSeq lists its product as uncharacterized. The record is from RefSeq and is a predicted model, not a curated record. The transcript has a single exon. NCBI's taxonomy places the organism in Eukaryota, Fungi, Ascomycota, Eurotiomycetes, Eurotiales, Aspergillaceae. The coding region runs from base 1 to 321 and encodes 106 amino acids.